CCUGAGGGGAAGAAAUCUUGGCCGGGCGAGGCCGCGCAGCUUCUUCUCCUUCUUCUUUUUCUUCUUCUUCUUCUUCUUCUUUUCUCCCGGCGGGGGGGUCGAUGGAGGCGCUUCCCUCGCGGGACGAGAAGGCGAACCCUUCGCGGGAUGCCAACUUCUGCUCGCGGCUUUUCUUCUGCUGGCUAAACCCUUUAUUCGUUAUUGGUCAUAAACGGAAACUAGAAGAAGAUGAUAUGUACAAAGUACUCACUGAAGAUUCCUCUAAGGUGCUCGGGGAAAGACUGCAAUGGUACUGGGAUAAAGAAGUACAAAAGGCUGAAAAAGAAGCAAGAACACCACAUCUGACAAAAGCAAUUAUACUUUGUUACUGGAAAUCUUAUUUAGUGCUGGGUUGUUUUACAUUAGUUGAGGAAACUCUGAUACUAAUUCAGCCAGUAUUUCUAGGGAGGAUUAUUGUGUAUUUUGAAAAGAUUGGUUCUUCACAAGCUGACGAAAAUGCUUUGGCCUAUGCCUACGGCUCUGCUGCAGCCUUAUCUGUGUGCACUUUGAUUCUGGCCAUCACUCAUCAUCUGUAUUUUUAUCAUGUACAACGUGCUGGCAUGAAGCUGAGGGUAGCCAUGUGCCAUAUGAUUUAUCACAAGGCACUUCGUUUGAGUAAUGCAGCCAUGUCAAAAACUACAACUGGUCAGAUAGUAAAUCUUUUAUCAAACGAUGUGAAUAAAUUUGAUCAGGUAACUAUUUUCUUGCAUUUCUUAUGGGCUGGACCCCUUCAGGCGAUAGCUGUGACUGUCCUUCUGUGGCUUGAGAUUGGCCCGUCCUGCCUUGCAGGAAUGGCGGUGCUGAUUAUUCUUCUUCCCUUGCAAACCUGCAUUGGCAGACUCUUCUCAGCUCUGAGGAGUAGGACUGCAGCCUUCACAGAUGCAAGGAUCAGGACUAUGAAUGAGGUUAUAACUGGAAUGCGGAUCAUAAAGAUGUACGCCUGGGAAAAGUCAUUUGCUGAACUUGUGAACAACAUGAGAAGAAAGGAGAUUUCGGUGGUUCUUAAGAGUUCUUACCUUCGUGGAAUGAACUUGGCAUCCUUCUUCAUUGCCAGCAAAAUCACAGUGUUUAUGACAUUCAUGACCUACGUGUUGCUUGGCAAUCUGAUUUCAGCGAGUCGGGUGUUUGUCGCUGUCUCUCUGUAUGGUGCAGUGAGGCUGACAGUCACUCUAUUCUUCCCGGCGGCCAUUGAGAAAGUAUCUGAAGCAUUGGUCAGCAUUAGACGAAUCAAGAACUUUCUAAUCCUUGAUGAAAUUUCUCAGUUUAAACCACAACUCAGAAGUAACAUUGAAAGUCCUUUCCUUAACGUACACCAUUUGACUUGCGCCUGGGACAAGACCAUGGAAAUGGCAACACUUCAAGACAUUUCAUUUACUGUCAAACCAGGAGAAUUACUCACCGUGAUUGGCCCCGUGGGAGCGGGAAAGUCUUCACUCUUGAGUGCUGUCCUGGGUGAGCUGUCUACAAUCAAAGGUUUUAUGGAUGUCCAAGGAAAAAUAGCUUAUGUUUCUCAGCAACCCUGGGUGUUUUCUGGCACAGUAAGAAAUAACAUACUCUUUGGAAAAGAAUAUCGAAAGGAAAAAUAUGAGAAGGUUUUAAGAGUCUGUGCUCUUAAAAAAGAUAUUGAGCAGCUGGAAGAUGGAGACCUAACAAUGGUUGGAGACAGAGGAGCUACUUUGAGCGGUGGACAAAAAGCCAGGAUUAAUCUUGCUAGAGCUGUGUACCAGGAUGCCGACAUCUAUCUUUUGGAUGAUCCAUUAAGUGCAGUGGAUGCAGAAGUGAGCAGGCAUUUGUUUGAAAAGUGUAUUUGUCAGACUUUGCAUAAAAAAGUGUGCAUUUUAGUGACUCACCAGUUGCAAUAUUUACGAGCUGCAAGCCAGAUCUUAAUUUUAAAAGAGGGUAAGGAGGUAGGGAAAGGUACUUUCUCAGACUUCCUUAAAUCUGGAAUAGAUUUUGCUUCCCUUUUGAAAAAAGAUGAGGAUAAUGAUCAACCACCAUCUCCAGGGACACCCAGCCACCAGUUGACUAGGAUUCGUACAUUUUCUCAGUCUUCCCUGUGGUCCCUGGAGUCUUCGGUUCAGUCACAGAAAGAUGGAACUGCUGGACCACCAGCUAUGGGACCACUCCUAACCGCACUGCCAGAAGAAAGUCGAUCAGAAGGAAAAAUUGGCUUUACCAUUUAUAAGAAGUACUUUUCUGCUGGUGCAAAUUAUUUUGUAAUUUUUAUACUUUUAGUUCUCAAUAUUUUGGCACAGGUUACUUAUGUACUCCAGGAUUGGUGGCUUUCUUAUUGGGCAAACCAGCAAGUAAUGCUAAAUGUCACUAGAAUGGAAUAUGGUGGGCAAAAUAUCACAGAAAAUCUGGAUCUUCCCUGGUAUUUAGGAAUGUAUGCAGGUUUAACUGUGACUACGAUACUUUUCAGUAUACUGAGGAGCCUAAUUAUGUUUCACAUUUUGGUUAACGCAGCUCGGACUUUACAUGACAAAAUGUUUCAGUCGGUUUUGAGAACUCCAGUGCUGUUUUUUGACAGAAACCCUAUUGGAAGAAUCCUAAAUCGUUUCUCCAAAGAUAUUGGCCAUUUGGAUGACUUGUUGCCACUAACAUUCUUGGACUUUGUACAGACCUUUCUUCAGGUGUGUGGGGUGGUCGGCGUGGCAAUUGCUGUGAUACCCUGGAUUCUCAUCCCAUUGGUUCCUCUUCUUAUUGUUUUCAUAUUUCUUCGACGCUACUUUUUGGAUACAUCAAGAGAUAUCAAACGUUUGGAAUCUACCACUCGAAGCCCAGUUUUUUCUCAUUUAUCAUCAUCUCUUCAGGGACUUUGGACAAUUCGUGCUUUUCAAGCACAGCAAAGAUUCCAAGAAUUAUUUGAUGCACACCAAGACCUACACACAGAAGCUUGGUUCCUAUUUCUGACUACGUCUCGCUGGUUUGCUGUACGCUUGGAUGCCAUCUGUGCCAUCUUUGUCAUAGUGAUGGCCUUUGGCUCUUUGCUACUUGCACAGACUCUUGAUGCUGGAAAGGUGGGCCUUGCUUUAUCCUAUGCAAUCACUCUCACAGGAAUGUUCCAGUGGGGAGUUCGGCAAAGUGCAGAAGUUGAAAAUCUGAUGAUAUCAGUGGAACGAGUAAUGGAAUACACCGAAUUGGAACAGGAAGCAUCAUGGCAUACACACAAACGUCCACCAGCGGAGUGGCCAACUGAAGGAGUGAUUGCAUUUGAUGAUGUGAACUUCGCCUACAGUGCAAAUGGUCCUUUAGUGUUGAAACAUUUGUCUGCUUUAAUUAAAUCUAAAGAAAAAGUUGGAAUUGUGGGAAGAACAGGAGCUGGCAAAAGCUCUCUAAUAGCUGCUCUUUUCCGGUUGGCCGAGCCCCAAGGAAGAAUUUGGAUUGAUAAAUAUUUGACAUCAGAACUAGGACUUCAUGACUUGAGGAAGAAAAUUUCAAUCAUACCUCAGGAGCCAGCUUUAUUUGCUGGGACUAUGAGGAAGAAUUUGGAUCCUUUCAAUGAAUAUAGUGAUGAAGACUUGUGGAAUUCUUUAGAAGAGGUCCAAUUGAAAGAAGCAAUAGAAGACCUACCUGACAAACUGGAGGCACAAUUGGCAGAAUCUGGAUCUAAUUUUAGCGUUGGCCAAAGACAACUGGUGUGCCUGGCCAGGGCUAUCCUGAAGAAGAAUAAAAUACUGAUCAUCGAUGAAGCAACUGCAAAUGUUGACCCGAGAACAGAUGAGCUGAUUCAAAAGACAAUCCGUGAAAAGUUUGCCCAGUGUACUGUUUUGACAAUUGCACACAGAUUGAACACCAUCAUCGACAGUGACAGGAUUAUGGUCUUAGAUCUGGGACGCCUGAAAGAAUAUGAUGAGCCAUACAUUUUGCUGCAAGAAAAGGAGAGCCUGUUUUACAAGAUGGUUCAACAACUGGGUAAGGCUGAAGCUCUCUCCAUCCUAGAAACAGCCAAACAGGUUUAUUUUAAGAAGAAUUAUCCUGAAUUUACUCCAAGUGAUCAAGCAGUCACCAGUUCAUCAAUAUCUGAAUCUCAAGGACUAAUAAUUUUUGAGACUGCGCUAUGAUCUUAUGCAAUCAUUGGGAGGGGGCAGGUUCUCUUUUCUUGUCCUUUUAACAGAAUGUAACCCUAUCAAAAGACAGACGAAUCUUACAAUUCAUUCAAGCUGUUUUUGCACUGGAAUAUUAAUUGUCACACAAGAAGAAAAAAAAUAUUUUUAAAUAGUCCUUGCUCCUUAUAUUUACAUACAAUAUUGUUCAGAAUUUUUUUAAGAAUUGUAUUUCUGAAAGUGCCUAAUUUUCUGGAUUUAGCAAAAAAGAAGCUUGCUCCACAAAAUCUGAAGCCCAGUUCUACGAUGGAUAAAUUUGCUCAGGAAUUCAGAACUUCCUCAUUUGCUCUAAUAAUGCCAUAGCAGAGAGACAUUGCACUGUAAGAUUCCUGAAUGUGCUGCUGUUACAUCAUCCAUGGUCUGAUUUAUACUUAUGUCCUUUAUAUGGUGUAGCUUUGUUAUUCACAGGUAGAGAAAUGUAUUUGUGUAGUUGUGCUGUUAAUUUCUGUUUUUCAAUCAGUACAAACUUUCACCCGAAUCAGCUUCCUGUGUGAGAAUCCUUAAAGCCAAAUCUGCUGUAUUCCAGAAGCUCAGUCUUUAAAGGAGAAGCAGAAUAAAUGGUGAUGCUUUAACACCGAACACUACUACCCAGACCCAUAUAAUAUCUAUCCUCUGUUUUUGAUCCCCUCGCUCUACUGUGCAUUGAUAGCCAGUGAGCCGUAUUUCAUUUAGAGAUCAAAUAGGGCAUACAUAUUUUUAUUCACUGCUGUGCUACCCUUGACACAUUGAAACCCCUGGUGCUGGACACCUCUUAUAGUUGUAGGACACCUUUCUCAGGUGGGGGAAAUGUGGUUUUCUAGUUUUGCACAUUAAAAACAAGUUUGGAAAGAGCAAGAUCAUGGUACCUUAAGACAUGUAAAUCCUUAAAUCCAUGGGCAGUUAUGCUUAAAUUGGAACUUUCAAACUUGGCUGUUACAAGAAAAGAGUUACAUCCUUCACUGCAAUGUUUUGCAAAUAAUAUUUUACCUUUAAUUGGGAAAUAAUCUUAGUACCACAAACUAUUUUAUAUCUGGCAAUUUAAAUUUUCUAAAUUUUAAUAGUUUUAAUAUAGGCAGUAAAAUGCUACCAGAGACAAAGCACUGGUGUCAACAGUAGUUCCCUGCUACUGGUUACAUGGAUACUUCCCGAGGAUCAAUCCCAGUAGAAGAAAAAUGUGAAAAAAUGUAGUGGUAUCUAUCUGUAAAUCAGGGUAAGAGAAGAUGCUAUUAUUCUGUGCAAUGCUUCACAAGUAUUUCCUUUCAGUAGCAUUUCUGUUUGUAUAUUUUGCCAACCGAUACAGGUAAAAAGUUCAAUUCUGAUUCUACUGUCAUCAGUUCACUGUAUGCAUUUAUUGUGCCUUACUGAAUCUCAAACCAAGUGUAUUGAAAAUACAUUAAUUUAAUGAUG
Messenger RNA from Pantherophis guttatus, 5531 nucleotides. RefSeq names its product ATP binding cassette subfamily C member 4 (PEL blood group) (gene ABCC4). NCBI's taxonomy places the organism in Eukaryota, Metazoa, Chordata, Lepidosauria, Squamata, Colubridae. The record is from RefSeq and is a predicted model, not a curated record. Gene Ontology annotation, biological process: transmembrane transport. Gene Ontology annotation, molecular function: ATP binding; ABC-type transporter activity; ATP hydrolysis activity. Gene Ontology annotation, cellular component: plasma membrane.